AUUCGUUCUCUGUAGCAGCAGCAGCAUGGAUGACAUGGGGAAAUGGCCAGAGAUAGAAAAGGCAGCGACAGAGAAAAGGCGUGAACUGGUUUUACAGGGCGCUGCUGUUGACAAGAGAAUUUCUUCGGACGGCGGUCUGACCUCCUCCAUCUAUUCCCUCACACUGCUGAAUUAUCUGGAAGUUAGUCAGUGCCCGAGUUUGACAGAGAUCCACGAGGACAUCCAACGUCUGACCAACCUCCAAAGCCUCAUUCUGUGUAGAAACAAGCUCAGCACCUUCCCAAAAGUCAUCGGCAUCCUGAAGUCCCUGAAGGUCCUGGAUCUCUCCGUCAACAACCUGACAUCAUUACCAGUCGGGAUCACUCAGUUAAAAGAGCUGAACACUCUCAACGUAAGCUGUAACUCUCUGGAGGUUCUACCGGAUGGACUGAGCCAGUGCUCCAAGCUCUCCGUCCUCAACGUCUCCAAGAACCGACUGACCAGCUUCCCUCCUGAUCUUUACACUGAACGGCUGGACCUGCUGAACACCCUGGUAGCUUCUGAUAACUUAAUCGAAAACUUGAGUGGAGAGAUUCACAAGCUGUCUGCUUUGAAGGUGCUCGAUGUCUCAAACAACAAGCUGACUGAGAUUCCCCCUCACCUGAGCGACUGCCCCAAGUUAAAGGAGAUCAACUUCAAGGGCAACAAGUUGAGCGACAAGCGGCUUGAGAAGAUGGUGAAUGGGUGUCAGACCAAGUCCAUCCUGGAAUACCUCAGAGGGAAAGGACGAGGAAGACAAGGGGACGACGGUGGCGACGCGGAUGGAGGACGCAGCACUGACAAGAAGAAAAAGCAGCAGCAGAGGAAGAAGAAAGGAAAAGAAGUCGAGGAGCAGGACGAGGUGGAGGAGCUGAACAAGAUGGUGGUGAGGGUGCUCCAUGUUUCAGAUGCACCCACGGCGCUCACGGUUAAAGUCAGCGCUGACGUUAAAGAAGUUCGGCCGUACUUGGUGUGCUGCAUAGUCACAGGCAUGAACCUCAAAGCGGGGAACGCUCUCAAAAGGUUCCUGAUGGCUCAGACAAAACUUCAUGAUGAUCUGUGUGGCAAAAGAACUAUUGCAACUAUCGCAACCCAUGAUGCGCAGCUUCUCAAAGCUCCACUAGUUUAUGGUGUGAAACCACCAACACAGCUAAAGAUCGUGCCGCUGGGCCGGAGGCAGACGACUGCUGUCGAGCUGAUCAGAAACCUUCAUUUAGAGGCUGAGGAGCUUCGGAAGCAGAAGAAGAGGCAGAAUGUGACUGGCCUACACAAAUACCUGCAGCUUUUAGAAGGAAAAUCCUUCUACCCCUGUUUAGUGGAUGCAGAGGGAGAUGUGAUUUCAUUCCCACCCAUCACCAACAGUGAGAAAACCAAGAUCAAAAAGACGACCAAAGAACUGUUCUUAGAGGUGACCAGUGCAACCAACUUGCAGACCUGUAAAGAUGUCAUGGAUGCUCUGAUUGUUAAAAUGUCAGAGUUAAAUAAAUUCACUGCAGAGCAUCGGGAGGAGGUCGGAUCAGACGGGGAGGACAACAGCGCACCAGAACCUGCAGCCAGCUCUGAAACCUGCGGCCAGCUGAUCGUCCAGCAGGUCCGAACCAUUGACCAGGACGGGAACCUGAAAGUUGUCUACCCGUCAAAGACGGACCUCUCCAAAGACACCAGUACCUUGACUGUCAUUUGGUAGUUAAUUUAGUCUUCGCACCCAUUCAUGUGAAGCAGCUCACCAGCUCCAAGUUGUGUUCGUCUGUCAACACAAAAAGCUUCAAUAUUUAAAUGUACUGAUUAAAAUGAAUUUUACAACAGACAAGAAAAGCACAUUAUUCCCAGGAUGAACCCACACACAAAUUAAUUUUACUCAAAUAAAGAUCAUUCUGUCUUU
Messenger RNA from Nematolebias whitei (Rio pearlfish), 1900 nucleotides. RefSeq names its product leucine rich repeat containing 47 (gene lrrc47). The record is from RefSeq and is a predicted model, not a curated record. The transcript has 7 exons. Lineage: Eukaryota; Metazoa; Chordata; Actinopteri; Cyprinodontiformes; Rivulidae. Gene Ontology annotation, molecular function: RNA binding; phenylalanine-tRNA ligase activity; protein binding. Gene Ontology annotation, biological process: phenylalanyl-tRNA aminoacylation. Bases 26 to 1705 code for a protein of 559 amino acids.